This is a messenger RNA of Anthostomella pinea, 1518 nucleotides long. NCBI's taxonomy places the organism in Eukaryota, Fungi, Ascomycota, Sordariomycetes, Xylariales, Xylariaceae. The record is from the annotation of a GenBank genome assembly.
AUGGCACCCGCCGCCGCUCCAGCCAUGUCGACCGUACGCGGUUUCGCGCCCACCCCGAUCGUCUCUGGCGACGAGGACUCGGACUACUGCGCGACGCCACCUCUCUCCUCGCGACGUACUCGUGGCCCGCGCAUCGACGACAUCGUAAGCGCCAACUGCAGUCCCCUUCUGCGCGCUACCCACUCCUCUGCCGUGGGCGGCAUCGCGAAGCUGCGCAUGAAGCUCGAACCUCUCAGUCUCGACGACUCGCGCAGCAGCACCAUGACCCGAAGCAGCAGCCGACAGCGCUGUAUGAGCGCAUCUACGAACCAGACCGCUCGUAGCGACGACGACGCCUCCUCCGAGAACGGCUCCGUCGCUUACGAGGUCCAGUUGGAACAUGACUUUGUCAGCGAGAGUGUGAACGACAAGCUCAAGGUCAACGUCGUCGAGGGCGGCCUUGUGCCCCGGAAGAUGGAGGCCGACGACUUUGAACCUCUACGAUGCCUCGGAAAGGGCACAUACGGCACCGUUCUUUUGGUCAAGCAACGAACCACCGGCCGGCUCUACGCCCAGAAGCAGUUUAAGAAAGCAUCUGUCGUCGUGCACAAGAAGCUGGUUGAGCAGACCAAGACCGAGCGACAGAUCCUCGAGUCUGUGAACCGGCACCCUUUUGUCGUCAAGCUGUUCUACGCAUUCCAGGAUCAUGAGAAGCUAUACCUCAUCCUCGAGUACGGACAAGGCGGAGAACUGUUCACACACCUCAGCACCGAGAAGAUGUUCCCAGAGACGACCGCGGCUUUCUACAUGGGGGAGAUGAUCCUUGCGCUGUACCAUCUUCACCAGACACUGGGGGUAGUCUACAGAGACCUGAAGCCAGAGAACUGUCUCCUCGACGCCCAAGGCCACCUCCUAUUGACCGACUUCGGUCUCUCCAAAGUAGCUGUCGACGACGACAUGAGCUGCAAGUCAAUCCUUGGAACGGUCGAGUACAUGGCGCCAGAAGUUGUCCUUGGUCAGAGAUAUGGCAAGGCGGUUGAUUGGUGGUCGCUUGGAGCGAUGGGCUACGACCUUAUGACGGGACACCCACCUUUUCGCGGCGGCAACAACGCCAAAAUCCAGCACAACAUCGUCAAGCAGAAGCUGGCGAUGCCGUACUUCUUGAGCCUCGAUGCCAAGGACCUGCUUGCUCGGCUGCUCAAGAAGGACCCCACCAAACGCCUGGGCUUCCACAUGCCGAAGGACCUUCAGGCGAUGAAGAAGCACAGAUUCUUCCGGAAGAUCGACUGGAAGAAGCUUGAAGCCAGAGAGAUGGACCCGCCCAUUCAGCCGAUGAUUACGGAUCCCGAACUGGCCGAGAACUUUGCGCCGGAAUUCACCGAGCUCUCCCUGGACCCGCUGGUUGGAACCAGCAAGGACGACCGGUGGAGCGGUUUGUCACCAAUUGAUGGCUUUAACGAAGACCCCUUUGGCGGAUUUAGCUACGUGGCUUCCAGCAGCUUACUGGAGAAUAAUGGAUUUAUGACGGCAGAGGCUUAG